GAAGGCCACCGCAGCGCUUUACAGCGCAACCUGAAGUUGAUGAUGAUGAUGAAUCACUUCAUCAAAUGUCCCCUCAAAAGCAGCCAAAACACUAGACUGGCGCCAAAUGUUUAUCAUGAUUGUUUGAUUCUAGUAAAUCCUUACCAACUACCGUCAAAAAUUAGAUCUGUAUCCUGCUUCGAAGCACGCUAUAAUUACUUAUUUACUUGCACUAUUCAUCUAGGCACUCGACACGCAGAAGUACGAUAAUACGCCAACGGCGGUCUGUACUUAACUGGAAGAAGAAUUUCUCUUUAAAUGGCCUGCCCACCAGCGCCACUGGCAUAUCGAGAGAGGUAGAGUAAUCGACCAGAACCAUCAUCAUCAUCAUCAUGUUGCAGCUUCUGCUUCUCAGCCUGAGCUCCCUGGUGCUCGCGGCCAACGCCCAGUGCUCCACCCUAGGCAACACCUGGGAGGAAAUCCCUAAUGCUGAAGGCUUCUGCUACCAGUAUUACGGUACUCCGGCAACCUGGGCCGAAGCGAAUACAAAGUGCCAGAGUUUUGCUGGAGGCGACCUGACUUCCUUAGACAAUGAAGCCGAAGCGAAUGCGAUCUAUGAGUAUUGGAAGACCGUGGGAACAAACAGCAAUUCGGGCUACUGGAUUGGUCUAACUGAUCUUCACAAACCAAUGAGGAGACCGCUAUGGACAGACUGGACGAGAAUUCGGUAUACAAACUGGCAAGCUGCUCAACCUUCCUCGGACACAAACGACAAUUGCGCUUACGUUGCUAAUGAGGGCGCUGAAGGCUCUGAGCGAAAGAAGUGGAAAGCGACCUCUUGCGAUGACGCUCGCAAACCUUACUUUUGUGAGAGGAAGCUUCAAAUCUAAUAAUUAGUUACAUUCAUCUCGGUACAUAAUUAUAACCCACACGAGAAUAGGAAAUUGCCUAGUCACAUUAAGAAUUUUUGUUGGUCUUUAUUAAUCAUUUUUUCAUGCGUAUGAAAUGAAUUGCACUCUUUUCUUAGAAACACACUGACUCUAAAUGGUUGGAUGAUUUAAAGAAUAUAUGCUGGUAAACUUGUUACAGAAAACGAUUGGCUAGUACGCAGAUUCCUUAGUAAAAUAGAUAUUCCGUUAAGCUUCAUAGACACUCCCAAAGUGUCAAUAUCUAUCAUUAUAUAGAUACAUGGAUGUCCUGGGCCUUAACAAAAAUCCCUACACAAGUCAUGGUUUAUAACAAAAAAAUAUUUGUUUUUAUUUGUGACAUUUAUACAAGAGUAGCCGAUUGUCACGAAUAGUAGUGGUAUUCAAUGAGGCCCUGUUUGGUAACAAGAAAAUGCAAAAACAAUCAUGAAAUAAAAAUCGGUUGUGAACGCUCAAAACAUACAUCUAAGUUAAUUUUGGUAGAGCAUUCAUUUUCCACUUCAUUUUCCACUUUCUUUCUUUGCUGAGUAUAGAUGCGGUUGGUCAGCAUAAUUUGUUUCCGCCCAUAUAUUUAACUCGAAAGUUUAGAUUUCUCAGAAUCUCACUUAACCAAUUACAUAUAUAUUUAUUUAUUUGUAGUUUGAUAUUAAUAGGGUAGCAUUGUCAGUUACAAAAUUGAUUUCUAUAUUUAACCUGUUGGCCAGGACAAAAAUAUGAUCUGUUUCAUUUGAAGCAAAAUUGCUAAAAAGUACAUGUACCAAGUUAUGACUUAAGGCAAAAUAAGAAGAAUCUAACAUCGUACUGAUUAGUAUUUAAAGGACUUGCAUUUUCUUCUCAGUUGUUUUCUUUUUCAUCAAUGAUUCUUCCAUAAACGGCUUUAUGAUUUCAUGUGGCAAAACUCUGCGUUAGUAUCGUAUUAUAAAUCAGUGUUUAAGCGAAUUGAGCUUAUUAAACUAUCAUAAUUUUAUCGAGACUGAUUGCUCAGCAGAUGUUUCUUUUUCGUAUUCAUUGAUAACUUGUGUCUUCUUUUAAUUCGAUUGACGGAAUUAUGUAUUGAUUGUCUGUCGGAAUUAGUUAACUGGUUCUUGGACUGAUUGUGAAUUUAACUAAUUGUUUGAUCAAUUGAUUGAUUGAUUGUUUGAUUGAUUGAUAUCUUGGUUGGUUGGUCUCAUUGAUAAACUAACCAAUUUAUAAAUUGCUCACCUGACGGUUGGGUUAAUAAUUUCCAAAGCUCUUUGGAAACGCAUAAAGACUUUUUAUAAUGUGAAAUGCGCUAUACAAGAACCGAAUAUUAUAGUUAAUUAUUUGAUGA
This is a messenger RNA of Strongylocentrotus purpuratus (purple sea urchin), 2217 nucleotides long. Its product is annotated as alpha-N-acetylgalactosamine-specific lectin-like. NCBI's taxonomy places the organism in Eukaryota, Metazoa, Echinodermata, Echinoidea, Camarodonta, Strongylocentrotidae. The transcript has 2 exons. Gene Ontology annotation, molecular function: signaling receptor activity. The record is from RefSeq and is a predicted model, not a curated record. Bases 372 to 869 code for a protein of 165 amino acids.